Messenger RNA from Paramecium octaurelia, 915 nucleotides. Lineage: Eukaryota; Ciliophora; Oligohymenophorea; Peniculida; Parameciidae. The record is from the annotation of a GenBank genome assembly.
AGCAAAAUUUAAAUAUUAUAUAUAUAAAUUAAAAAAAUGGAUAACACUAUCUAGGAGAUGAUGGAGGAUAAAUCCAUGAGUUUUAAGUUCUUGUUGGCAGUGCAAUAACACAAGUACGAAGAAGCCUAUUCGAUUGGCAAAGAAAGUAAAUGCAUUUGUCACUGUAGUUCUGAAGAUCAAUCCAUCUGAUAGGAGCGUGAAUCGGUUUAUGUUAUUUUUACAAUCAAAUAUGGGAUAUCGUAAGACAUACACAUAAAUUUUAUGUCGAUGGAUUGUUUGAUUUUGAGGAGGAAGAGGAUGAUGAAGAGGAAUUUGAAUGUGACGACGAAGAAGCUGAAGAAGAUGAACUUGAGAAUGGAGAGGAAGAAGCAGAAGAAGAGGAAGAAUAUGAAGAAUAUGAGGAAGGCGAUCAGAUAGAGCAAGAGGAAGACUCAGAGUACGAAUGGGUUUAUGAGGAUGAGGAAGUGCCUGAGGGAUUUGAUGAGGGAGACAAUACAGAUGAGGACAAGAACUUUGUUUAAGAAGACACUAAUGAAGGUGAUAUCAGUUUAAGCAUGGACAAAAAGAUUUUUGAGAAAAAACAAAUACAAUAAUAAUAAUAAUAAUAAUAAUAAUAGUAAUAACCAAUAUUGUAGAGCACAAAAAGAGUUGUCUAAUAAGUUAAACCUAAAUCAUCCAUUUCCAAUGGAGUACCCACUUUACCAAAAGUAAUAUCCAUACUCAUUCUUAGAUCCAAAGUAAAUAAAGACCAACUUCCUAAUCUAAGUAACAAAUUCAAAAGCCUCAGCCUUUACAAUAAAAUUUAGUUAAACAAGCAGCAGUGAAUUGUACAACAUUCUUAUUAUCCCAAUAGAACUUCGUUUCCCAAGCAGUUUGGCAAAGAAAAAGUGAAAUGAUUGUUGAGAAUUAUUAUGG